UGCCAACAGGGUCGAAUUGAUUUCGCGUGUCAAACUGUUGAUGGUAUUGGUUUCACAAGGGACAUACAACUGGUGAUCCUCUAUAUGACAGUGCUGCACUGGAAAACAAAUUCCGCAAACGGUCGUCCAUCAGAUGCAGGCCACGGAGGAGACGAGAAACCUUAUCCGACACCAGGUAUCGUCCCACCUGGUGGCUCAUCAACCGCGGAAAGUGCUGCUCAAGGUCGAACAGCUAACAAAGAUCCACCACUGGGCGCACUGUUUUCUUCUCCAGGCCCCACUGUAACUCCCUUCUGA
Messenger RNA from Dibothriocephalus latus, 297 nucleotides. The record is from the annotation of a GenBank genome assembly. NCBI's taxonomy places the organism in Eukaryota, Metazoa, Platyhelminthes, Cestoda, Diphyllobothriidea, Diphyllobothriidae.